Messenger RNA from Spea bombifrons (plains spadefoot toad), 3073 nucleotides. RefSeq lists its product as uncharacterized. Lineage: Eukaryota; Metazoa; Chordata; Amphibia; Anura; Pelobatidae. The transcript is spliced from 18 exons. Bases 30 to 2642 code for a protein of 870 amino acids. Gene Ontology annotation, molecular function: protein binding. The record is from RefSeq and is a predicted model, not a curated record.
CCCACGGAGGGGAAGUCUGUGGACCCCCCAUGACCAUGGAGGAGCCGGCAGGACGUGGGACGAUCGGCGAGCUCUUCCUGGCUCUUUAUGAAAUGGGUUUUGAGGAGUCGCAGGUUCAGGGCGCUCUGCGGGCCGGCUGUCUAGGGGUGCAGGACGCCGCCGACUGGAUUUUGCGGAGUGGGCAGCAGCGUGGCUCGUUACACAUCCAACGCGAGGCAGACCCCGGAGCAGGAGCCGUGACAGCUUUCAAUCCGCCGAGAGACAGAGGAACUGCCGGUGACGCCCCAGCUGCUAGAGCGUCGCCAGAGCCCGGGGCCUGUCCACCAGCCAUCUCCAGCAGAGCGCAGCACAGACGAGCGUACGAGGAGAAGCAGAGCGCCAGAGAGGCGGAGGAGGCGAAGGAAGAGAGACGCUGCAAGAAAAAGGAUCGGGAUCUCGUUCUCCAGCGUAUUGCGGAGGAUCGGCAGAAACUGCAUGACCGGCAGCAGGUUAACGAGCCCCAAAGGGGUCAGAGUUCAGAGAGCAAAGGUCAUCUGACAGAUAAUGGCUGCGCUCUAAUGGUGCGUCUCCCCUCGGGAAGCUCCAUCCGCUUGCGGUUUCCUGCGGACUGUCUCUUGCGGUCCGUCUGCGAUCACCUGGAGUCCACGCAGCCGGCUCUGGCGCCCUGCAGCCUCCUGCAGACCUUUCCCACCAGACACUUCACUGAGGAGGACAUGGAGCACAGCCUGCGCGACCUCGGCCUCACCCCUAAUGCCGCUCUGUGUGUUCGCCACAAAGAGAAGCUUCUAGCAGAACCCGACCUGGAGCCCCCCGCAUCGUCUCCUGAGCCCCCCGCAUCGUCUCCGGCCCCCGUGGACACCAUCUGCAGUCCCGAUGAGCUCAUGUCACAAGGACAGCGCCUCCUGCCUAUUUUGGGUUCACCGGCUCACUCCGUGUCCCCCAACGUCCUAAUGAGAGACGGGCCGCUUCCCUCCCCGCAGCACUCAUGGGGUCGAGGGCAGAGCUUGGUGAGUCAGGAGCAAGUUAGACCCGAGGGAGAGCCGGGUGCCCCGGGAGACGUUGAUUUGAUUCCAUCGGGUUCCAGAUCGCCCGGCUCGGGAUCCCACCGCUGGCCCUCUAAUGGAGUGAGGCUCCGACCGUCGGAUGAGAGCGGUGACUCUGUGGCCCCGGCCUCCUCCCCGUCUCUGGAGGGCCCCCCAAGCGUCAGGGCGCGAGUGGCUGCGGAGCUUCGACAGGAGAGCGUGGAGCGGGAGCCGGCUGUCUGCAGAGUCUCCAGGCUGUCGGCCGUCCCCAGCUUACGCUGCCAGGCCCUGCAGGGUGCACUCGCUGUAAUCACCGCACCGACCCUGCAGUACUCGGGCUCGCUUUCCCGUCUGACCCCGGAGCUGGCAGAACUCCUCAUCCAUCACAUGAUCAAGGAGCGCGUCCUCCGGCCCCGGAACCUGGAGCUGUUUACAGGCAACCCGGUCCGCAGCAUUACCCUCAACUGCUACCAGUACUGCACCAAUGACCUCAUCCGACAUCUGCGGGGCUUCCCCAAUCUGAGGAUCCUCAGCCUGAGCGCCUGUACCCUGCUGACAGACGUGGCUCUGUCGGUGGCGCAGUAUUUGCCGAAGCUGCAAUAUCUCAAUCUCAGCUCCUGCACCAAACUUACAGAGUCCUGUCUGCUCUACCUGAGAGAUCUGAAGCACUUGUCGCACCUUGUCCUGGAUCAGACCAAAGUGAGCGAUGCUGGAAUGUGUGAUUUCCUGCUCUGCACUCGCUCUUCACUGACUCACCUGAGUGUAAAUCAGACCGCUGUGACAGAACGCACCCUGAGCCUGCUGGGCCACCGUACCCCCGACCUGCGAGUGCUAAGCAUCAAACAUACCCCGGUGUCGGACAUCUCUCAUCUGUGUGAGCUGAAGCAGCUGAACACUUUGCACUUAGACAGCACCCACGUUACAGAGCAGUCUCUCAUGGCUGUCACAUCUCUGUCUGAGCUCACAACUCUUACACUGUCAGGAGUGCAGUCUGUGACCUCGGACCGAGUGCUGGCACUUCUGUCAGGUCUCUCGCUCACACGGCUGGUGCUCCCUGGACGGCGCUGUCUCACACACCACGGUCUGUCCUUUCUCCAGCAGCUGAGUACACUUGUUGAGUUGGACCUGACUGAUCACACUCACAUCACAGACCAGGGUGUCCAGCAUGUCUCCCACCUGCGCAGACUGCAGGUCCUCUCCUUGUGUAACACGUCGGUGUCGGACGCCGGACUGGUCCAUUUGCAGGGUCUGAGGCACCUGGAGGAGCUGAGUCUGGACCGUACUAAAGUGACCAGCAGAGGGGUGUCUCGGUGCAUCCCACACCUGCCACACCUGCAGGUUCUGGGGCUCGCAGACACGGCUGUUGGGGAUAAUGUGUUAAAACUUGGCAUCAGACGCUGCAAAAACCUGCUGAAGGUCAAUCUCAGCCGGACACGGGUGACCAACAAGGGUCUCUGUUUUCUGAGAGAAGUUUCUAUAGUGCAGAUGAACCUGGACGGCACUGGCGUGACGGGGCAGGGGGUAGCUGACCUCAUGUUGUCCUGCACUUCCAUCCUAAGCAUCCGGGCCAACAGCCUUCGCCUUAUCCCUGCGCAAGAAAUUUCCGACGAGGAGGACUAAGCCGCGUCUCCUGGCCUGUGGGCUUACGCUCUAUAUGAAGUAGCCGGCUCUGGCUUGAGUGUCGGACGCCUUAGUCGAAACUCCUUUAGCUAGGAGCUGGUUUUGAGGGCUCCGGUGCGACGGCGUCUGACCCCUGUAGUCUUCCAUUAAAAGUGAGCUGCGUCUGGCCGGGGGGCCGCUGGUUGAAGUUUUGAUUUGCGAGUGCAAGUCCUGCAACCCCCCCCCACUCCCAGGAUGUGGUACUUCAUCCCGCUUUUCAGGACUUCGCAUCCUACGAUUUAGGAAUAAUAACCCCCAGCGGUGCAGAUUAUAGAGAGUGGGGAGAGACACGAUGCUUAGCGCCGGGUAUUGCCUGCAUUUGAGUGCAGAACGUGUGGAGUGGCGACGGACUCUUUAGUCUUACAAAUUAGUACAGUUUAAAAAAAAAAUAA